AUGCAUGUCUCUCAAUUCCUGGCCGUGAGCUUCAUGCUCCCCUUUGCCGCCGCCUCGCGCUUCCAGCAACUCCUCGGCGUCGAAUCUUCCCCGCCGACAAUUCACGGCCCGGCCGCAGUCUCAGGCUCCUCGUCCUUAUCCGCUGUCCCCGCUUGGCGCGACGACCUCAUCUCUUUGCAUCGCUCUCUCGUUGAGAUCCCUUCCAUCUCGGGCAAUGAGAGUGCCGCCGGAAAAUUCUUGGUCGACUAUCUGACCGGCCGAGGCUAUGUCUCAUCUCUGCAAUUCCUGCCACCGCGCAUUGGCGAUACCCAAGAGACCCCGCGGUUUAAUGUCUUGGCCUGGAAGACGAACCAACGUCAGCCCAGCCCUCGCGUUGUUGUGACCUCGCACUACGAUGUUGUGCCGCCUCAUAUCCCCUACAGCAUAUCUGAUGACACAAUCGCACCCGACACUCGUAUUAGUGGAAGAGGAAGUGUUGACGCCAAGGCCAGUGUUGCUGCUCAGAUCAUUGCUCUCGAGGACCUAUUCGAGGCCGGCAAAGUCAAACCCGAAGAUGCCAUGCUCUUGUUCGUUAUUGGCGAGGAGGACACUGGCGAUGGAAUGCGUUUCUUCUCUGAUGCGCUUCAGGAAGCUGACCCACCGGUGCAAUUUGGUUCUGUCAUUUUCGGAGAGCCUACGGAGAACAAGCUCGCGUGCGGUCACAAGGGUGGUGUCUUCUGCGACAUCUCGGCCAAGGGUGUCGCUGGGCACUCUGGCUACCCGUGGCUCGGCAAAUCGGCCAACGAGAUCAUGAUUAAGGCCCUCGCCAGAAUCAUCACGACAGAUCUCGGAAGCACCGAAAAAUGGGGCAACACCACUGUGAACGUUGGCCAGUUCAACGGCGGCGUUGCUCAGAAUGUCAUUCCUGCCUCUGCUCUGGCAAGGAUUGCUGUCCGAGUCGCCAUUGGCCCCGAAAAGGACGGUGGCAACAUUGUCAAGGAGAGAAUUCAGAAGAUUCUUGACGAAACUGAUGCCGAGUCCCUCGAAUUAACCUGCACCCACGGAUACGGCGUCGUGGAGGCCAACUGUGACGUCGACGGCUUUGAGACCAUUGUGGCCAAUUAUGGCACUGAUAUUCCUAACCUCAAAGGGUCGCACACUCGCUAUCUUUAUGGACCAGGCACUAUUCUGGUUGCGCAUGGCCGCGAUGAGAACAUCACCGUCGCCGAACUUGAGGAAUCCGUGGGAGGCUACCAGAAGCUGAUCCUACAUGCUCUCAAGGACUCUGCUUAA
Messenger RNA from Colletotrichum orchidophilum, 1272 nucleotides. RefSeq lists its product as uncharacterized. The record is from RefSeq and is a predicted model, not a curated record. Gene Ontology annotation, molecular function: hydrolase activity. The transcript has 2 exons. Lineage: Eukaryota; Fungi; Ascomycota; Sordariomycetes; Glomerellales; Glomerellaceae. Bases 1 to 1272 code for a protein of 423 amino acids.